GAUUCACAGAGUCCUUCCUCCAUAACAAGUAAAAACGUCAGUCUGUGUGUGUGUGUGUGUGUAUGUGUGUGAAGGGAGCCACAAUCUGCUCCCACUCUCCAGUGCUUGUCUGAACUCAUGAGGCAGCACAGACCCCUUCGCGCAGAGAAACUCCAACCUCACUGGCAACCAUCGCGGCAGCAGCAGCAGGCCACCAGCUGUUUCCCGUGGAGAUCAUGAAACGAGGUCGGCUUCCUAGCAGCAGUGAGGAUUCUGAUGACAAUGGCAGCUUGUCCACCUGGUCCCAGCAUUCCAGAUCUCGACACCGGAGGAAUUCAUGCUCCAGACAUGAAGACCGAAAACCUUCUGAGCUGGCACCCAGCAACCUUUCCUCUGGCCAGGAGAUCAGGGAGUUCAGCUGCUACCACAGUCACUGCCAGCACCAAGUGUUCAGAACGGACUUGAUCACUGCCAUGAAGCUACCCGACUCCUACCAACUGAACCCUGAUGAGUACUAUGUGCUGGCAGACCCCUGGAGGCAGGAGUGGGAAAAGGGAGUUCAGGUGCCAGUUAGCCCGGGGGCCAUCCCCGAACCAGUAGCCAGGGUUGUGUCUGAGACAAAAGCAGUCACAUUUACAAGACCCAGGAAGUACAUCCUUUCUUCAGGUUCUGAGCCUCCUGAGCUGGGAUACGUUGACAUUCGAACCUUGGCGGACAGUGUGUGUCGCUAUGACCUCAAUGAUGUGGAUGCAGCAUGGUUAGAACUGGCCAAUGAAGAAUUUAAAGAGAUGGGAAUGCCCGAACUGGAUGAGUACACUAUGGAGAGAGUCAUGGAGGAAUUUGAACAGCGAUGCUAUGACAGUAUGAACCACGCUAUUGAGACUGAAGAAGGGCUGGGGAUCGAGUAUGAUGAGGACGUUGUCUGCGACGUUUGCCAGUCCCCAGAUGGGGAGGAUGGCAACGAAAUGGUGUUCUGUGACAAAUGCAAUAUCUGUGUACACCAGGCAUGUUACGGAAUUUUAAAGGUGCCAGAAGGCAGUUGGCUAUGCCGGACCUGUGCGCUUGGUGUUCAGCCAAAGUGUUUAUUGUGUCCCAAGAAAGGUGGAGCUAUGAAGCCAACUCGUAGUGGGACGAAGUGGGUCCAUGUUAGCUGUGCACUCUGGAUUCCAGAGGUGAGUAUUGGCAGCCCAGAAAAGAUGGAGCCCAUAACCAAGGUCUCUCACAUUCCCAGCAGUAGAUGGGCAUUAGUGUGCAGCCUUUGCAAUGAGAAGAUUGGGGCAUCCAUACAGUGCUCGGUGAAAAACUGCCGAACAGCUUUUCAUGUCACAUGCGCAUUUGACCGUGGCUUGGAGAUGAAGACCAUCCUGGCGGAGAACGACGAGGUCAAGUUCAAGUCAUACUGCCCCAAGCACAGCUCCACCAAAAAACUGGAUGACGAAAACCUCUGUGAAAACACCAGCCAGGAGAAUGAGAAUGGGACACAGGACAGCUCCCCUUGUGCCCACAUAGAGCCCUUCCAUAGCCUUGAUCAAAACCAGGAGGAGGCCCACAGGGUCAGUGUCCGCAAGCAGAAGCUCCAGCAGCUGGAAGACGAGUUCUAUACAUUUGUCAAUGUCUUGGAAGUGGCUAAGGCCCUGCGGCUGCCUGAAGAGCUGGUGGAGUUCCUGUACCAGUACUGGAAGCUCAAGAGGAAAGGCAAUUUCAACAAGCCCUUGAUCACCCCAAAGAAAGACGAAGAGGACAAUCUGGCCAAGCGGGAGCAGGAUGUUUUGUUCAGGAGACUGCAGCUCUUCACGCACCUCCGGCAGGAUUUGGAGAGGGUUCGGAAUCUGACUUACAUGGUGACCCGAAGGGAGAAGAUUAAGAGAUCUGUUUGCAAAGUCCAGGAACAGAUAUUCAAUCUCUACACAAAACUUAUGGAUCAAGAACGAGUUUCAGGUGUGCCUUCCUCCUCCUCCUCAGUAGAAAACAUGGUGUUGUUCAACAGUCCACCUUUGGGUCCUGAUGCUCCCAAAAUAGAGGAUUUGAAGUGGCAUUCUGCUUUCUUCAGGAAGCAAAUGGGCACUUCUCUGACACACACAUUGAAAAAAUCACACAAGGGAGACAGAGUAAGGAACACCUCUGGGAGUGACAGAAAAUCCCUGCUCAAACAGCCCAGCCGAAGGGAAGGUGUAGUGACUCCAAGUAGCUUUUUAAAUUUUGAAAAGGCUUUUGCAGAAGCACGCAUUGUAUCAGCACAACAGAGAAACGGGAUAGUUAUGCCAGACCACAGGAAAAGAAGAGACAAUCGUUCCCCUUACGAGGUAAUCAAGGCAGAACUGAAGGAAAAGCCUUCCAAGCACAGCCACAAGCCACUGACAUCCACAGAAGUCUCUCAGAGGCAAUCAGAAAACAAAAGGUCUGUGAACCAUCCAGGUGGUAGGUCAGCACCUGGCACACGGAGGGAUAUAGUGCCUAAAUGCAAUGGAUCCCUCAUCAAAAUAACCUAUAACCGGCCUGCGGUUAAAGUGCCUACAACACCCACAAGCCCAGUGAAAAACUGGGGCGGAUUCCGAAUUCCAAAGAAGGGGGAGAGACAACACCAGGGAGAGAUCCAGGAGGAGACCUGCCACCAGAACUCUAACUAUCCAUACUUGGGCAUGGGCAGAGUUUUGCCUAAAGACAGGGCAAAAAGCAAACUAAAGACAGACAGGGAGAAUGAUGGGUAUGCUCCUGAUGCUGAAAUGAGUGACUCAGAAACUGAGGUGGCUGAGAAAAAAUGCAGACAGCAAAGGCUUAGUCCAAACAGCACUAUCAACAGGAGGACAGACAUUAUUAGGAGAAGUAUCCUCGCUUCCUGA
Molecule: messenger RNA, 2819 nt
Organism: Emys orbicularis (European pond turtle)
Lineage: Eukaryota; Metazoa; Chordata; Testudines; Emydidae
Gene: JADE1
Product: jade family PHD finger 1
Exons: 12
Coding region: 216-2819 (867 amino acids)
Biological process (GO): regulation of transcription by RNA polymerase II
Cellular component (GO): histone acetyltransferase complex
Source: RefSeq, a predicted model, not a curated record